Molecule: messenger RNA, 2197 nt
Organism: Polistes canadensis
Lineage: Eukaryota; Metazoa; Arthropoda; Insecta; Hymenoptera; Vespidae
Gene: coro
Product: coronin-6
Exons: 6
Coding region: 322-1842 (506 amino acids)
Biological process (GO): actin filament organization
Molecular function (GO): actin filament binding
Source: RefSeq, a predicted model, not a curated record
GUUUCUCAUUAUGAAUCAUGUUCUUAUAAAAGCAACGGAGAGAGUUUAUUUCUGUAGUCGCCAAUUUCGGUUAGAAUGAAAUCUAUUUUCUGAUGCAUCAAGCUCAGGAUGCAGAGAAAGAUAGAAAGGGAAAGAGUGAAAGAAAAGUUUCCUCUUAUAUUUGUAAUAAUUGGCAACCCUGGCAUACACUUCAUUUGCACAUAUUAACUCGUAGAAAGAGAGACCGGGAUACAAAAUCACGGUUUGGAAAUAUUCUUAUUUCAGUCGCGCUCGUUUCGACGUCAAGGGUGGGGAAUCUAUUUAUAAAUUGGGGGAUGUUCCAUGCGUCGCCCACGCCCGCAGUGCCCACUAGGUGCAGAUAUGUCUUUUCGUGUUGUACGUAGCAGCAAGUUCCGCCACGUGUACGGAACGUCUUUAAAACGGGAACAAUGCUAUGACAAUAUUAGAGUUUCGAAAUCCUCAUGGGAUUCUACAUUUUGCGCCGUAAAUCCGAAAUUUUUGGCUAUCAUCGUUGAGUCCGCGGGCGGUGGUGCUUUCAUAGUUUUACCCCAUAAUAAGGUAGGAAGAAUAUCAGCAGACUAUCCUUUAGUGGGUGGACACAAAGGUCCUGUAUUAGAUAUCGCAUGGUGCCCUCAUAAUGAUAAUGUCAUAGCUUCGGGAUCUGAAGAUUGCGUUGUUAAAAUAUGGCAAAUACCGGACGGAGGUAUUUCCAGGACAUUGACAGAGUCUGUGGUAGACUUACAAUUGCAUCAACGAAGGGUCGGUCUUGUGCUAUGGCAUCCUACAGCGUUAAAUGUAUUACUCACUGCUGGAUCAGACAAUCUUGUUUUAAUUUGGAAUGUUGGAACCGGUGAAUGUUUAGUAAGAAUAGACUCUCAUCCUGAUGUUAUUUAUUCUGCCUGUUGGAACUGGGAUGGAUCCCGAUUGGUAACUACAUGUAAGGACAAAAGGAUUCGUAUCUUAGAUCCAAGAACAGGAAAAGUUUUAGAGGAUGCUAUUGCCCAUGAAGGAAGCAAAGCAACACGUGCAAUAUUUUUAAGGGGAGGUUUGGUUUUCACAACUGGGUUCAGUAAAAUGUCUGAAAGGCAGUAUUCGUUACGAGCCCCAGAUAUGUUAGGUGAACCUAUAGUUAUGGUAGAAUUAGAUACCAGCAACGGAGUUAUGUUUCCUUUGUAUGAUCCUGAUACAAAUUUGGUAUAUCUGUGUGGCAAGGGUGAUUCUGUUAUUCGAUACUUUGAGAUUACACCCGAACCUCCGUUUGUUCAUUAUAUCAAUACUUUUCAAACUCCUGACCCUCAACGAGGCAUAGGAAUGAUGCCAAAACGAGGUUGUGAUGUUAAUAGCUGUGAAAUCAGCAGAUUUUAUCGACUAAAUAAUUCAGGCUUUUGUCAAGUCAUUUCGAUGACUGUUCCUAGAAAGUCUGAGCUUUUUCAAGAAGAUUUAUAUCCUGAUACUCCUGGAGAUACAGCUGCAAUAACUGCAGAAGAAUGGGAGAGCGGUGCUGAUGCAGAUCCCAUACUGAUAUCUCUUAGAGAUGGUUAUCAGCCAUCGUCAUCUAAAAAUGAACUUAAAGUACAUAAGAAAACGAAUAUAUUAGAUAAAGGAGCCAAAGUUGGAUCCAAUCCUGCACAAAAUACUGCACAAGUCUCACCUGGCAUUCUUGAAGAAAUGUUAAAAGAAUUCACAGAGGAAAUCAGAAAAUUAAAAGCUGUGAUUGUAAAACAUGAAGGAAGGAUACGAGUAUUGGAAUCAGCCGUGGCUCUUCAAAUGAAGGAAGAAGAGAGAAAUGAAAAAACAUCUUCUCCAGCUGACAGAGAGUUGCUAGCUUCUGACGAAGUGUAAUUUCAAAGUCAUAUUUUUAGCUGACAAAAAAAAAGAUAAUAAUAAUAAUAAUAAUAAUAAUACAAAAGAAAUUAAUCGUGUAACAAAGUAAUUAUAUAUUUUGAUAUAACAAUUUGUGUAAAUAGUAGGUUUCAACGAUGUGAGGCGUGUUUUGAUUCUUGCAAAGAUCUUUGCUAUUUAUUGUACAUCAUUCAUCAUACAUCUACAUUUGUAUUAUCUUUACAUCUCUUUAUUGUGUUACAAAGUUAACUAAUAUGGUGUUAGCUGUUGUUAGUAUUAAGACAUCCCAUGAUUGUAUCAUGAUAUAUACUAUAGUAUUUCACUAUGUAUAUGAAACUUUAUAACAAUAAUUGUU